Messenger RNA from Colletotrichum phormii, 1434 nucleotides. Its product is annotated as C2 domain-containing protein. Gene Ontology annotation, molecular function: lipid binding. NCBI's taxonomy places the organism in Eukaryota, Fungi, Ascomycota, Sordariomycetes, Glomerellales, Glomerellaceae. The coding region runs from base 1 to 1434 and encodes 477 amino acids. The transcript has 4 exons. The record is from RefSeq and is a predicted model, not a curated record.
AUGGCAGGAAUCGUAGACAAGUUGACUGCCUCUGGAGGCACCGAAUCUGCAGGAUUCCUCAACGACAUCAUUAAGCAGCUAUGGCCGAACAUCAACGUUGCUGGCUGCAGGAUGGUGAAGGAGAUUGUCGAGCCCAUGUUCGCUACGAUGCUUCCUGGCCCCCUCGCCAGUCUCAAGUUCGUCAAGUUGGACCUCGGAACCGUUCCCAUGCGGGUAUCAGAAGUGGACGUCCACAAGGUCGACAAUGGUGGUAUUAAGCUCGACAUGGAUGUCAUUUGGGAGGGAAAGAGUGACAUCGAGCUCGAUGGAAAGAUGGUUCCCAAGCUGGGCAUCGAACAUGUUCAUCUGAAAGGCAGACUCUCGAUCUUGCUUGCACCACUCACAAAUAUCAUACCCCUGAUUGGAGCCGCACAAGUUGCUUUCAUCAACCCGCCAGAGCUCAAGCUCGAUUUCACUAAUGCCGCGAACAUCGCAGACUGGGCUUUGGUUGACAAGGCCGUGCGCAAGGUCAUUCUUGACAUCAUCGCGUCCAUGGCUGUGCUCCCCAACCGUUACCUCGUGAAGCUCGACAGCAACAACGACUACUUCCGAACAUACCUGCCUCACCUGGGAGCCCUUCGCCUUACCAUUGAGAGAGCGAUUGGCAUCAGCGGCCCCAAGAAGAGUGGCGCCAAGAGGCUGUUGGCCAAGAUCGUCAAGGAUGUUCCCGACUGUUAUGCCAAGGUGAACGUCGGUGCCGAGGAGGAGUGGCGCACCUCCGUCAAGAAGAACGAUCACGACCCGGAGUGGAACGAGACUCACGACUUCCUCGUUGCAGACUACGACCAGCGCAUCUUUAUUGAUGUACAAGACGAUGACCUUGGCGGCGAUGAUGACAUCGGUAUCGCGACUACAACCGUCAAGGACAUUCUGCUGGAUGGAGGCUCCCAAGAGUUAGCCCUCACCCACAAGGACGAGCCUACCGACGCCAAGAUUGUCGUUCACGCCAAGUUCUACAACUUUGUCGACAACGCUGAAGUCAUCACAACCACUCAAAGCGAGAACGAGCAUCAAAUCGUCGGCCUCGCCACCGUGCUCAUCGCCAGCGCCCUCGGCUUGCAGGGCCAGCGCGACGAGCUGAACCCCAGCGUUAAGGUGACAUGGGGCGCAAAGGAAUUCCGCACCGCAGCUAAGACCUACACUCCGGGAACGGAUAUCUUCAACCCAUCUUUCGACCAGGCUUUCAGAAUCCCAGUGACCGCGGACUUGCUUGCCAACCCUGCCAACUUCAAGAUUUCUCUGCUCAACAAGGCUGAUGAGACUGGGGCCGUCGAGAUUCCUUUCCAGGAUGUUCUUCAGGCUCCUGGCUUGGUCAAGGAGGAGAGCUUCGAUGUUGGAUCUGGUGCAACUGUGAGAGCUAGCAUCUCUCUUCGCGGCUUGCAGGUGGCGCACUGA